UCCGCCGCCGUAAAGCGGCAGAGGAGAUUCCACGUGGGUUUGUCGUUGAGAUCCGUUUCCUGCUUGGGAGCGCUGGAGGGAAACUUGUAAGGAUGGGGAAACGUAGGAACCGGAGUCGAAGCCAGAGCCAAGUGCUGAGUAGCCUUAGUAAGAAGCAGAAAAAGCAUCUACGGGACUUUGGGGAAGAGCAUCCAUUCUAUGACAAGGUUUCUGGAAAAGAUGCAAAGCCUCAAAUCUGCAAGCUGUCAGAGAAUUCAGAUCAUUCAAGUUCAGAGAGUGAUUCAGACAGUGAACCAGAAAAGGUCUCUGAAUACCAUAAGUUACUUGCCACCCUGAAGAAUGUUUCAGAGGAGGAAGAAGAGGAAGAAGAAGAUGAAGAAGAAGAAGAAGAAGAGAAUGCUGUAGAAGAAGAGGAAGAAAUGGAGAGUGAAGGGGUCCAUAGUGACAGCAGUUUGGAGGAGGGGGAGGAAGAAGAGGAGGAGGAAGAAGAGAAGGAGGUACAGGAAGGAAUGAGGGGAGGCAAAGAAGGGGACCCCGAGGACAAAGAUGAGGAAGUGCUUACCCAGCAGAGACUGGAUGAGGACGAAUUCACGGACAUGCAACAUGAAUCAGCCUUCAGCCUGGAAACCAAUUUCCUAGAGGAGGAGAAUGGAGAUCACAAGGCCCUGCAGAAGGACAGCAGCACUGCAGUGGAGGUCUCAGGAGACCCAUUCCUACAACAUUUGAACAAAGAACUGAAAGAAAAAGAAAUCCAGGCUGUUGCCACAAAUCCCAAAGUUACCCAGCAGUUAAAAUGGUCAGCUCUGGGUCAGCUCAUCUUUUCAACCCAGUUUGAUACGCUAGAGACUUUCAAGCCUCCAAAGGACAUUGACUUGAUGACUCUUCAUCUCCAGAAGCCCUUGGAUUCCACAUGGCCCAAAGUAAACAGCCAGUUCCUCUCUGGUACCUCAAAACCCAGUGGGCCUUUCUCUUCCCUACAGAAAGAGCUCUUCUCAAUUAUGAACUCAUACCGGGACUUGUUAUACCCAGAAAGGACAGCACUGGGGAAUGGGGAGGAGAUCCGUCAUGUGUACUGCCUGCAUGCCAUGAACCAUGUUCUCAAAGCCAAUUCCCAGGUGCUCAGCAAUAAUAGCAAACGCCGGGAUAAGAAACCAAGAGCAGGUGAUGAUGAUGAUGACUUCAGGGACCAGGGUCUCACUCGACCCAAGGUGUUAAUUGUUGUUCCUUUUCGGGAGGCUGCUCUCAGAGUGGUCCAGCUCUUCAUCAGUCUCCUGGAAGCAGGAAGCAAGAAGAAAAUAGAUGUGAGUAACAAAAAGCGCUUCAAGGGAGAAUAUGGGUCUGACCCAGAUGAGAGACCUCCCAAUCUGAAGAGGCCUGAAGACUAUGAUGCUGUGUUUGCUGGCAACAUUGAUGACCACUUUCGGAUAGGAGUUGCAGUUCUUCAGCGAAGCAUCCGACUUUAUGCUCCGUUUUACUCCUCAGAUAUUCUCAUUGCCUCCCCUCUUGGCUUGAGGACUAUUAUUGGUGCAGAGGGAGAAAAGAAGAGGGACUUUGACUUCUUAUCUUCCAUAGAGAUUCUCAUUAUUGACCAAGUUGACAUUUAUCUGAUGCAAAAUUGGGAACAUGUCCUGCAUUUGAUGAACCAUAUGAACUUACUUCCUUUGGAUUCUCAUGGAGUGGACUUCUCCCGAGUACGCAUGUGGAGCCUGAAUAACUGGUCCAAGUAUUACCGUCAGACGCUGCUGUUUGGCGCCUUGCAAGAGACCCAGAUCAACUCGGUCUUCAGCAAGUACUGUGUCAAUUAUCAAGGGCAGGUAGCCGUGAGGAGCAUCCCGAUGACUGGUUCCAUUAGUCAGGUUCUGGUGCAGCUCCCGCAUGUUUUCCAGAGACUAGAAGCUGAAAACCUCCUUUCUGUAAUAGAUGCCAGGUUUCAUUUCUUUGUGAAUAAGAUCUUACCUCAGUAUCAAGAUGCAGUCAUGUCUCACACUCUCAUCUAUGUCCCAUCCUACUUUGACUUUGUGCGGCUCCGAAAUUAUUUCAAAAAGGAGGAGUUAAACUUCACCCACAUCUGUGAAUACACUGAGAGGUCUGGGGUCUCCAGGGCCAGACACUUCUUCCUCCAAGGAGAGCGUCAGUUUCUGCUUUUCACGGAACGUUUCCACUUCUAUAAGAGGUACACAAUAAAGGGCAUCAGGAAUCUGAUUUUCUAUGAAUUGCCAACCUAUCCUCAUUUCUACAGUGAAGUCUGCAAUAUGCUGAAAGCCACUGGUGGUGGGGAGGAAGCCACAUGGACCUGCACUGUCUUGUAUUCAAAGUAUGAUGCCCAGAGACUAGCAGCUGUGGUGGGUGUGGAGCGGGCAGCCCAGAUGCUUCAGUCCAAAAAGAACGUUCACCUCUUUAUUACUGGAGAAAAAUGAGUUGGACUUUGGUGACUAGGGCAUGAGUCACCUGAUCUGGUGCUGAAUGGUUGUGAUUCUGGAAGGCUGAUGUUGAGGAAGAUCUGGCAUCAUUCAUGCCUGAAUAUGUUUGAUACAUCUGAAACAUUUCACCUUCUAACAGCAUGUUUUAAAAGUUUGUAAAAAAUGAAUUUUUGUACAAAGACUGUUUUAAAUACUUUGGGCUGGGGUCUGAGAAAGUUUAGAGGCUCACAUUUAAAAGAAGUAUAUAGUGGGAUUUUUCUGUAAAUAAUAGAGUAUUUUUGUAAUUGUUCCCAAUUUAAUUUAAGUUGGUAAGUUUAUACAUUUUGUCUAGCAAGUUGUUGGAAUGCAAGGCAUACCUAAAAUUUGUUGUGCCGGUCAGAUGAGGGCAAAAUGGCAUGUGGUAGAUAAACCCUUUGUUAUUAUAUGUGAGGCAGAGAGGUGAUACAUAUAGAGCACUGGGCUCAGAGUCAGGAACACCUGGGCAAAUCACUUAGUCUCUGCCUGCCUCACUUUCCUCAGCUUCAAAAUGAGGAUACUAAUAGCAUUUGCCUCCUAGGGUGGUUGUGAGAAUCAAAUGAGAUGAUGUUUGGUAAAUGUUUAUUAAGGCUCUACUAUCUGUCAGGUACUGUGUGUAGGAUGCUGGGAAUACAGGUAAGAAAAAGAAAGAAUCCCUGGUCUCAAGAAGAAUGGGGGAAGACAGUACACAAAAGGAAGCUAGAAAGGGAAAGGGGGUGAGGUUGCCUGGAUGGAAAUCUGGUUUCCUGAAAAUGAACCGAGCAAAUGUGCAGAUAGAAAGUAAUUAUAUGUAUUUAAUAAUAGCUUUUUAUUUUCAAAAUACAUGCAAAGAUAGUUUUCAGUAUUCACCUUUGCAAAACUGUGUGUUUCAAAUUUUUCCUCUUUCCUUCCCCCACCCCCAUUUAUAGAUAACAAGUAAUCCCCAAUAUGUAUUAAACAUGUGUAAUUUUUGUAUUUCCACAUUUAUCAUGCUGCACAAGAAAAAUCAGAUCAAAAAAGGAAAAAAUGAGAAAGAAAAAAGCAAGCAAGCAAACAAUAACAAAGGUGAAAAUAUUAUGUUGUGAUCCACAUUCAAUCCCCACAAUCUCUCUCUGAGUGCAAGUGACUCUCCAUCACAUAACUAUUGGAAUUGGCCUUAAUCACCUCAUUGCUAAAAAGAGCCAUGUCCAUAAGAGUUGGAUCAUCACAUAAUCUUGUUCUAGGUAUAGUGUUCUCUUAUUUCUAUUCACUUCACUCAGUAUCGGUUCAUGUAAGUCUCUCUAGACCUCUCUGAAAUCAUCCUGAUGAUCGUUUCUUACAGAGCAAUAAUAUUCAAUAACAUUCAUAUACCAUAAUUUAUUCAGCCAUUCUCCAACUGAUGGGCAUCCACUUGGUUUCUAGUUCCUUGCCACCAUAAAAAGGGCUGCCACAAAAAUGAUCUCUUUGGAAUACAGAUCCACUAGUAACACUGCUGGAUCAAAGGGUAUGCACAGUUUGAUAGGCCUUUGGGCAUAGUUCCAAAUUGCUCUCCAGAAUGAUUGGAUCAAUUCAUAAUUCCACAACAAUGUAUGUGUUCCAGUUUUCCCACAUCCCCGCCAACAUUUAUCAUUUUCUUUUUCUGUUAUCUUAGCCAAUCUAAGAGUUGUGUGAUGGUACCUCUGAGUUGUCUUAAUUUGUAUUUCUCUAAUCAAUAGUAAUUUAGAGCAUUUUAUCAUAUGACUAGAAAUGGUUUUGAUUUCUUCAUCUCAAAGUUAUUUAUAUCCUUUGAUCAUUUAUUAACUGGAGAAUGGCUCCAUUCUCUAUAUAUUUUAGAAAUAAGGUCUCUAUCAGAACACUUGGAUGUAAAUUUUUUUCCCACUUUUCUGCUUCCCUUCUAAUCUUGGCUGCAAAUGUUUUGUUUGUCCAAAAACCUUUUAAUUUAAUAUCAAAAUGAUCCAUUUUUCAUUUCAUAAUGUUCUCUAGCUCUUCUUUGGCUAUAAAUUCCUCUCUUCUCCAUAGAUCUGAGAGGUAGACUAUCCCUUGUUCUCCUAAUUUCCAUAUAGUAUCAAAACUCUUUAUGUCUAAAUCAUGAAUUUAUCUCAACCAUAUUUUGAUAUAGGGUGUUAGGUGUUAGUGCCUAGAUUCUGCCAUACUAUUUUCUAAUUUUCACAGAAAUUUUUGUCAAAUAAUGAAUUCUUAUCCCAGAAACUGGAGUCUUUGAGUCAUCAAACUCUAGAUUACCAUAAUCAUUGACUAUUGUGUUUUGUGAACCUAACUUAUUUCACUACUGUUUCUUAGCCAGUACCAAAUGGUUUUGAUGACCACUGGAAAGUAAUAAUAUUUGUUAAGUACUUUUCACUGUAUCUCUCACACAUAGUAAGUGUUUAAUAUGUGCUUAUUUCCCUCUUCUACUUUUUCUGUGUUUAUCACUUUUAAAAAUUGUUGUUGUUUAUAAUCUUUUUAUUUCCCAGGGCUAUAUCCCUAGCCUAACCUCAAUAGAACUGUUCUUGUAGCAAAUUAUGAUUUAGCAAGACAACUCAAUAUGUUGACCAAAUAUAACAGUGUAUAUCUUAUUCUAUAUCUAUAGUUCACCACUUCUCUGCCAAGUGAUUUAUCAAUUUUCUGAAAUCAUGAGUAGUCACUACAGUGAUCAGCCCUCUGAUAUUUUUCAGUAACUUCUUUUAUAUUAUUGAGGUCAUUGUAUAAAUUACUUCGGUUCUACUUACUUUUCUGUGUUUCUGUUUAAAUCUUGCCAAAUUUCUCUGAAUUAAUAUUAGAAUUUUUCUCAGUGAUAAUGCAUUUCUGUACCAUAAUUUGUUUAGCCAUUUCCCAAUUAAUAAGCAUUUAUAUAUCUUUUAAUUCUUUGAUUUCCUCUAAAUCACAGCUAAAAUUUUUCCUUUUACAAGAAACCUCCAUCAGCCCCUCUUAAUUCUAUUGCCUUCUCUCUUUUAAUUAUUUCCUAUUUAUUCUGUCUAUAGUUUGCUUUGUAUAUUAGAUUAUGAGCUUUUUGAGGGCAGGAACAUUUUUGCCUCUUUUUGUAUUGCCAGUGCUUAGCAUAGUGCCUGCCCAUCAUAGGCAUUUAAUAUGUUAUUGAUAUUAUGACAAAAGAUAUUGUAAACGUUUUGUAUGUUUGGAACUCUUCUGCCUUUUGCCUUUGGACUCUUGUAUAUGGUCAUUAGUGGUAUCACUGGUCAAAGGAGAUAUUUAGGGUUUUUUGAGAUUUUUUUUUUUAACACACACACACAACACACACACAUCACACUCCCUCUCUCUGUCUUUCUCCCCCUCCCCCUGACCCUUCUUCUUAACUCCCUCCUUCUCUAUCUCCCCUCACCUUAUUCCCUAACACUUCUGUAAAAGUUCACCUGCAGGAAGCCUUCCCCAAACUCUCUUAAUUCCAGUGCCUUCCCUCUGUUAAAUAUAUACUAUUUAUCCUGUACAUAAUUUGCUUUGUUUACAUAUUGUCUCCUUAUUAAUUUGGAGCAAGGAGUAUCUUUUGCCUGUCUCCAGUGCUUAUCACAGUAACUAUCACAGAGUAGGUGCUCAAUAAAUGUUUGAUUGCUGUCA
Molecule: messenger RNA, 5960 nt
Organism: Antechinus flavipes (yellow-footed antechinus)
Lineage: Eukaryota; Metazoa; Chordata; Mammalia; Dasyuromorphia; Dasyuridae
Gene: UTP25
Product: UTP25 small subunit processome component
Exons: 12
Coding region: 93-2417 (774 amino acids)
Biological process (GO): maturation of SSU-rRNA from tricistronic rRNA transcript (SSU-rRNA, 5.8S rRNA, LSU-rRNA)
Cellular component (GO): small-subunit processome; nucleolus
Molecular function (GO): U3 snoRNA binding; rRNA binding
Source: RefSeq, a predicted model, not a curated record